Molecule: messenger RNA, 1011 nt
Organism: Juglans regia (Persian walnut)
Lineage: Eukaryota; Viridiplantae; Streptophyta; Magnoliopsida; Fagales; Juglandaceae
Exons: 1
Coding region: 1-1011 (336 amino acids)
Biological process (GO): proteolysis
Molecular function (GO): nucleic acid binding; aspartic-type endopeptidase activity; zinc ion binding
Source: RefSeq, a predicted model, not a curated record
AUGGACCUUUCCCAUUUUGCCAGUUACUUAAUUCCAGAUGAGGAAAAGAAAGCUGAAAAAUUCGUGCACGAACUGGAUCGUAGGAUUCAAGAACGUGUGCGUACUCUCAUGAUUAGGAGUUUUAUGGAGCUAGUCACCAGGUCUACCAUUGUUGAAGAAGACCUCCAUGGAAACAUUGAGUACAAAAACCAAAGGAAGUGCCAUCAACAACAACAACUCCAAUCAGCAUCGCAUAAGGACAAGAGGCCUCAUAUCGAGAAUCGUCAAGGGCAACCACCAGAAAGACAAAGUUACCCCACGUGCGCAACAUGUGGGAGAAGACAUUUGGGAAAGUGUAUGUAUGGCCAGAACAUGUGUUUCAAGUGCGGGAAGCCAAACCAUCUAACCCGAGACUGCCCAAUAAAGAGACCCAGGGAACUAGGAAGGAGCGGAGGACAGAAGAUGAUAACUACGGUAAGAGUAUAUUCCAUCACCCCUGUUGAUGCUGAAGCGUCAAACAAUGUAGUCACUAGUACCUUUCCUUAUCCUAAAUUUAGAUAUGUAUAUAGAACGAUGAAUAAAUUGCAUGAUCCUGAUAGCUCUAAGUGUUAUGACAUUCAUAUAGGCACAUUAUCGUUGUUUUCACGUCAUGCCUCCAUUUUAUUCGAUUCUGGAGCUACUCAUUCUUUCAUUUCAAAUCAUUAUGCACCUUUGGCUGAGAAGAUACCUGAACCACUACAGCCUAGUAUGUCUGUUGCUACACCCUCGGGAGGACAUAUCAUUUGUGAUUCAAUGCUAAUUGGAUGUCCGAUAGAGAUUCAAGGGAGAAUUCUACCUGCGGACUUAAUCAUAUUUAAUAUGUCUGGGUUUGACGUGAUUCUGGGAAUGGACUGGUUAUCUCAAAACCAUGCCUGUGUGGAUUGCUUUAAUAAGAGAGUAGUUUUUAAAUCCACAAAGGGUGUGGAGUUUAGUUUUCAGUCAGUACGUGAAAGUUCCCCUCCUCGUGUAGUCUCAGCUUUACAGGCCACCUGA